UACCGACUCACCACUAGUGGCCAGUUGCUAAAAUGACUUCAAUAGAGAAUCUGUUGUUGAAUUUACUGGAAUCUGAAUCAGAAGAUGAAGACCUUAUGAUUAUGUGUAAUGUAAUUGAAAAUGAAAAACGAGGGAAAAAAAGGAAGAGAAAUAUGUAUUUAAAAAGAAGAGAAACCCAUGGAGAGUAUAAGUUAUCUACGGAACUUCCCGACAACGUUUUUAAGGAAUCUUUUCGCCUCAAUCGAAGCCAGUUCUCUGAGGUUCAUGGUAUAAUCCGGGAUGAUAUAGUAGGGAGAGAAUGCAAUGCUCAAAAACCUAUUGGCAGUGAAGAAAAAUUGGCCGUAUGCCUCAGAUAUUUGUCCAUGGGUGACACAUUUAAAACUAUAGCAUUAAGCUAUAGGAUGGGGGAGAGAACUGUAUCAAAUAUUGUACAACAAGUGUGUGAAGCCAUUUGGAGACGUUUGCAACCAAUUUACAUGCCUCAGCCAACGAAGGAAAUUUGGAAGAGCAUUGCAGGAGAUUAUGAAAGGAAGUGGCAGUUUUAUAACUGCCUUGGAGCUAUUGAUGGGAAGCAUAUUUCCAUUCGGAAGCCACUUAAAAGUGGGUCUUCAUUUUUUAACUACAAAAAAAAUUUUUCAGUAGUUCUAUUGGCAACUGUUGACGCUAAUUACCGGUUUACAACUGUCGACGUCGGUUCCAUGGGAAGAUUUAGUGAUGGAAACAUUUUUGCCAACUCUCCGUUAGGAAAGUUGCUGUCCAGUGGGUCAAUGGAUUUACCUGAACCAAAAAGUUUACCAGGACAAGACACCCUAACGCCUUACGUAUUUAUUGGUGACGAAGCGUUUCCGUUAAUGCCUCAUUUGAUGCGGCCAUAUCCUAAAGUCAGAGUCACCAAUAAUUAUGAAAAUAAAGUUUUUAAUUAUAGACUAUCUCGAGGGCGACAAACCGUAGAAUGUGCGUUUGGUAUACUGGCGGCUAGAUUUCGUGUGUACAAGAGACCGUUUGAGUGUAAAUUGGAAACCAUUGAUAAAGUAGUGCUAGCUACCAUUGUGCUUCAUAAUUAUUUGAGAACUCAGACUAUUUCCAGUGCUAAUUUGCAGGGGGAAGACAGUGAAAUCACUGUAGCGACACUUGACAACAAUCAACUUGCUUCCUUACCAAGGAACCGGAGCAGAUGUUGUAACGAAGCAUUUUUCAUCAGACAGACGUUUACCGAUUGUUUCAAUUCUGCUAAUGGGUCAGUUGAUUGGCAACGUAGAGCGGUUGAGAGAGGACAAUUUUGAAUAUUACUAAAAUAAUUUCAUUUAUUUAUAUCUAUUUUGUAAAGUAGUAGCAACUAUCUAAGCGAACCAUUAAUAUUCAUUUCAGCGGGGUGCUAUUGUUAGAGGUGUGGAAUUCCAUAAACAAUAGAUCUAUGUCUUUUAUGAAAUGAUCCCUUGUUUAUGCAAUUUCACACCUCUAACAGUAUCACCCCGCUGAGCUGAAUAUUAAUGAGCCUCUUAGAUACCUGGUAGGUACGGGUAUACGUUUCACUUACAAAUUAUUAAUUUUAUACCUUCAAUGUGUUUAAAAUAUUAGUAAUAUCUUUAAUUAUGAUUUUAACUGUGUAAUAAAUUACUACCACACCAACAACGCAUUACAUAUUUGCAUUUUUCUAUAGUCAAAACCAGUUUACUGUAAUAAGUCGCACCUUUGGAGAAACACUGACGUAAUUGCAAAUUUUUCACAAAAAUUUAUUUAAUCAACACUACGAUAUUCCUAAUAUUCGUUUUUGUCUAAAGGAACAAAAAAACAAAGAAUUAUAACUAUUCUCCAUUUCGCUAGAUCAAGUGUACCUGUGUAUAUCAAAGAAUGUCAGAUUGUCAGUUGUGCGUGACACAACAUUAGUAUGCAAUGGUAAAAUUAUG
Molecule: messenger RNA, 1907 nt
Organism: Diabrotica virgifera virgifera (western corn rootworm)
Lineage: Eukaryota; Metazoa; Arthropoda; Insecta; Coleoptera; Chrysomelidae
Exons: 2
Coding region: 33-1283 (416 amino acids)
Source: RefSeq, a predicted model, not a curated record